This is a messenger RNA of Helobdella robusta, 1167 nucleotides long. RefSeq lists its product as hypothetical. NCBI's taxonomy places the organism in Eukaryota, Metazoa, Annelida, Clitellata, Rhynchobdellida, Glossiphoniidae. The record is from RefSeq and is a predicted model, not a curated record. The transcript is spliced from 7 exons. Bases 1 to 1167 code for a protein of 388 amino acids.
AUGGACACGGAUUUUCUAAACGAUGACAUAGAAAAUUGGCCAGGCCACCCAGCGUUCCUGAUAUCAAAGAAGAUAACCUGUCUAAAUGUUGUCAAUGACAGUGCUGAGUGCAGUGUAAAGUUAAGUGCUGAUUUCAUAGAAGCAGCCAAGUCAAAAGAGCAUUACCAGAACAUCUUCCAAAUUGUUGAGAGCCACAGGAAAAAAACUCCUAAUCUAAGAAAGAGAAAGCAAUCAUUAACGAAAUUACUCAGUUUCAACCAGCCCGGCAAGGCAUUCAUUCCAAGAUGCACUCGCAACAAUCUUUUCAGAUUUAAAAUAUGGCGACCUAAAUCUAAACGAACACAUCAUCGAUCUCAAACGUCAAAAAUUUAUAGCAAAUUAAUUUGGUAUCACAUCAACAAGCAUCAGAUUUAUUUCAAUGCUCUUUCUCCUCAGACAUCUGUUAAUGCUGAAUUGUUGGAGAUCAUUGACGAGUUUAGUCUUCUACAACACGUUUGUUCGCCUACACAUAGUAAAGUCAAAGUCUAUACAACAUCUUUUUCUGAUCACAACCUCAUCACCACUUCAGUCUACGCUCCUCGACUCAACAUAACAUACAACAAGCAGUUAUUGGUUUCAUCAGGUGAUGCUGAUUUGGAUAAUGUUACUGCCUCCGCCUGUAACCGCUUCGGGUUUUUUGAUGAUGUCACACUUGAUGAGAUCAAAAGCAUCAUCAAAUCUUUAUGCAAUAAAAUAUCACCAUUGGAUCAUUUUCCACAUCAAGUGUUAACAAAUUGCAUCAAUACCCAAUCUACAUUCAUUUCCAUCUUAACGAAUUUCUCAUUUCAUAGCCAUUUUCUGACAGCUUUAAAACUGCACAGACCAAUAUCAAAUUUAUCUACCAUUUUCAAAAUUAUUGAACGGGCAGCACUAAAAAGGUUACAGCUAUACAUCUCUCAACAUCCUAAUUUCGCACUUUUCCAGUCAGCUUAUCGUAAAGGUCACUCCACCGAGACGGCUCUGUUGCACAUGCUUGACCAUGUGUUCAACUCCUGUAACAGUAAACAAGAAUUAGAACUUCUUCUUGUUGGGGUCGGGCAACUUGGGAUAUGUUCCUUGCCGUUCAAUCGUACAACCUCGACGUGUGUGACCGAUGGUGGUGUUGAUACAACUCCGAGAGAUAAAUGA